AGAGAAUAUCUAGAAGGCGAACUCAAACAGAGAGGGUUUUUAGGGUUUAAGAGAUUCUUCAGUUUUCGAGAGUCACAUUUACACUUUGACGAAGGAACCAUGUGGGCAGUUCGUCGAGUAUCUUCUUCCUUCAAGAAACAAGUAUUUAUGACCGGAGGCUCUCGAAUAUGUUAUGCCACUUCAGAUAUUUCAAGUCAAUGCCUUAAAGGACACAAUGAUGGGCUUAAAGGGGAUUCCAAUGUAAUAUCACAUAGACCUCUUACAUAUAGAGGAUUCCAAAUAACGUCUCAUGGUUUUCUAAGAGUAUUCAGGGAAAGCCGAAGCUUCUCGUCACAAGCUGGCACAAAGAGCAGCGGAGAGGAAGAUAGUAGUUCAGACGAUGGAUUUUCAGAGCUUGAAUCUUCUACUGCAACUGAAGCAAUACAAGAAGUCAACAAAGUAGACGAGUCAGUCUCUGAGCAUGAGCUUUCCGAAGAGGAUCUUGAUGGUGAAGAUGUGGAAGCACCUCAGGAAUUAUUGUCUGAUACAGAGGCUGAAAUUAACAAACGGAAGUCUCCAAGGAACGGAGUUUCUUCAGCAUUAUUCAAUGCUAUCAUGGCAGCACCAGCUUUACCUGUUAGUAAAAUCAUGGAUAAAUGGGUUGAAGGAAAUAACGUCACACGGGUAGAAGUAGCAGCAGCGAUGCUUAAUUUUCGUAAAAGGCGCAUGUACGGGAAGGCACUGCAGCUCUCUGAGUGGUUGGAGUCAAAAAAUCACGGAGACCCCAAUGCAUACCUUGAAUGCACAUCUCUAUGCUCAAAGCUUCACUAA
Molecule: messenger RNA, 810 nt
Organism: Solanum stenotomum
Lineage: Eukaryota; Viridiplantae; Streptophyta; Magnoliopsida; Solanales; Solanaceae
Product: pentatricopeptide repeat-containing protein At1g80270, mitochondrial-like
Exons: 4
Coding region: 100-810 (236 amino acids)
Cellular component (GO): mitochondrion
Source: RefSeq, a predicted model, not a curated record